GGAUAUAAAGAGGCAUCAGAACGCGAAGGGUCUUCCAUUCAUUCUCAGAACUCCUGACAUUCAGGUGGAUCUUGUCCUGCCGCGAAGCCGCCCGCCGCUAGAAUAUCCCAAAUAGCCAUCACCAUUAUCAGGUCGGACAAUGCUGCGAGUCAGGUGUCUCAGAGGAGGUAGCAGGGGGGCCGAGGCCGCCCAUCUGAUCGGAGCUAUGCUCGGCCGCGCCAUGACAGGCUGGGUGCAGGGCGCGUUCCAGAGCUACUCGAGUUCCGCUGCUGCCGCGCAGCCGCAACGCGCCCUGGAGGAGAACGCUGUCACUGAGCCUGAGCAACAGGAGUGUCCUGUCUGCGCCUACAACGAAUGGGACCCGCUCGAGGAGGUGAUCGUAGGCCGCGCCGAGAACGCGCGCGUCCCUCCUUUCACAGUAGAGGURAAGGCUAACACAUAUGAGAAGCAUUGGCCCUUCUACCAGAAGUAUGGGGGCCAAAGCUUUCCUGAGGACCACUUGAAGAAAGCUGUUGCUGAGAUUGAAGAAAUGUGCAAUAUCCUCCGCAUGGAGGGAGUUACAGUUCAGAGACCUGAACCCAUGGACUGGUCCUUCCAGUACAACACUCCAGACUUCACCUCUACUGGCAUGUACGCUGCCAUGCCCAGAGACAUCCUCAUGGUGGUGGGGAAUGAGAUCAUCGAGGCUCCCAUGGCCUGGKGGUCUCGCUUCUUUGAGUACCGGGCCUACAGACCCCUCAUCAAGGAGUACUUCAGAAAGGGUGCCAAGUGGACCACCCCCCCAAAACCCACCAUGUCUGAUGAGCUGUACGAUCAGGUGAGGUGUCAGAUGCCAUCCCACAGCCCGUCUGAGCUGAAGGAGCUUGAGGACCCGGCCAAACGCGAGCCUCCCCACCUCCGUGGAGAACACUGCAGAGUCGAAGGGGCCGACUCUGGGCCGGUUACAAACUACAUGGGGAUUGAGUGGAUGCGUCGCCAUCUUGCUCCGGACUACAAGGUCCACAUCAUCUCAUUCAAGGACCCCAACCCCAUGCACAUUGACGCCACCUUCAACAUCAUCGGGCCGGGACUGGUGCUGUCCAACCCGGAUCGUCCCUGUCGUCAGGUGGAGAUGUUUGAGAAGGCCGGCUGGACCGUGGUGAAACCUCCAACCCCUCUGAUUCCAGAUAUCACCCCUCUGUGGAUGUCCUCUAAGUGGCUGUCCAUGAAUGUCUUGAUGCUGGACCCCAAACGGGUCAUGUGUGAUGAAGAGCACACCAUCCACAAGAUGUUUGAGAACCUUGGUAUCGAGACCGUCAAGGUGAACAUCCGCCACGCCAACUCCCUGGGAGGAGGCUUCCACUGCUGGACUACCGACGUGCGUCGCCGUGGUUCCCUCGAGUCCUACUUCCARUAGCCAUGCCAGAAACAGACAGUUUUUAUUGAGC
Salvelinus sp. IW2-2015 is the source of this 1427-nucleotide messenger RNA. The record is from RefSeq and is a predicted model, not a curated record. Lineage: Eukaryota; Metazoa; Chordata; Actinopteri; Salmoniformes; Salmonidae.